AUGGAUAGGCGAGAAAGUGGAGAUUUGAGAGUAGAGUAUUUCUUACUCUACUCCCGCAAGCCUACACAAGCCAACCAACAACCUUCGACCCAAGCAACCAAGGACACUGUAAUCAACCUUAGCCGACACCAACUUACCCAAGCCGAACACAAAGUACUUUCCCUCGGACUCAACUUCGCCGUAGCUCCUAAGAAGAUCCCUUUCUCCGACAUAGUACAGCAAGUCGAACCCAAGCUCCGAUUUCUUUCCAAAGCGGCCGCCAACGAAAUUAGACUCAAAGUAACCAAUGCUCUCUCCGACGCCAAGCCACCUAAACCAAACCUCUCGAAAGAAGAACACUCUGCCAUCCAGGACCUCCGACGUAACCAAGCCAUCCACAUCCUUCAGGCUGACAAAGGCAACGCCACCGUUAUUAUGGACCAAGACGUAUACGAUGACAAGAUCGAAGACAUUCUCCAGGACAAGGACACCUACUCCAAACUCAACAGAGACCCAACUCCGGCCAACGAAAGGAGAAUCAACCAACAACUGCUAACCCUACAUCGAUCUGAAGCACUACCCAAGGCUCUCUACUUCCAACUCAGAUCCUCUUCAGCCAAGUCUCCAAUCCUAUUCGGACAACCCAAGAUACACAAGCCUAACACUCCUCUCCGCCCUAUCAUCUCCACCCGCGGAUCACCCUGCUACAACACAGCACGUCAUCUGGCCAACAUCCUUCAGCCACUCGUAGGCCAAACCCAGCACCAUGUCACCAACUCCAAGCACUUCAUUGACGUCGUCUCCAAGACCAAGAUCCGGCCCUCCGACACACUCGUCAGCUUUGAUGUCGUCUCCCUCUUCACCAGCGUACCUGUAGACCAAGCAUGUGACAUCAUCAAGCAACGCCUGAUCACCGACCCAGACCUCGCAUCCAGAACCAAUCUCACACCAGACCAGAUCCAUGACCUCCUCCUCACCUGUCUCAACUCCAACUCCUUCAAAUGGCGCAACAACUACUACAAACAACUACAAGGAGCAGCCAUGGGUUCACCUCUCUCACCAAUUAUCGCUAACAUCUUCAUGGAACAUUUCGAGCACCAAGCACUCAAGACUGCGGACAAACCUCCUUCACUCUGGCUCCGCUACGUCGACGACACCUUUGUCAUCUGGCCGCACAGCACACCCGACCUUCACCAGUUUCUCAACCACCUCAACCACCAGCACCCCAGCAUCAAGUUCACCAUGGAGACCCAACACGACGACUCAAUCCCUUUUCUAGACGUUCGCAUCACCAAGACACCAUCUGGAUUCCCAUCUCACCAGGUGUACCGGAAACCCACCCACACAGACCGCUACCUCAAUUUCCGCUCACACCACCACCCAUCCGUCCACCAAUCAGUCGCCCGCACUCUCAUCAGACGAGCCCACCAACUCAGCGACAAGGCACACUUACAACAGGAACUCAAGCACGUGACCAAUGCACUCACCACCAUCAACCAUUACCCCAGGAGAAGGAUUAACACUCAACCGUCCAGCCACCAACCCAACACCAACAGCACCGAAAACCCAUCCGAAACCAAGCCUAUCGCCACCAUAGCACUUCCCUACAUCGGCAAGACUUCACACCGACUACAACGCAUCCUUCACUCUGCCAACAUCCUCGUCAGACACCAAUCCUCUCGCAAGCUACACUCCAUCCUGCACUCUCAUAAGGACAAGCACCCAUCCAAUAAGCAACCAGGCGUCUACAAGAUCCCCUGUGACUGUGGCAAAGUCUACAUUGGAGAAACCGGCCGAGACUUCGACACCAGACUCAAGGAACACAAGACCCACCACCGACGCAGCGACUGGGACCGAUCUGCCAUCGUCAAACACGCACAACAGGAAAACCACAGCAUAGACUGGGACAAGAGCCACCUAAUCACCAACAUCCGGCACUGGAACACCAGAAGGGUCAGAGAAGCCAUUGAGAUACAUCAACACAACACCGUGCCUCAAGACCCUGGGCUCCACAUCAACACCAUCUGGCACCCAAUCCUACGUCACCACCCAACUUCGAACCAAUCCACAACCAACUCCACAAGCAACUCGCCGUCCACCGUCACCCUACCAAGCCCUCCUACCCAACACAGCAGUCUGAUCGAAUCACCAACUCAACCAGCAACUUCGCCGACGCACACGCCACCGACACCGACACCUCGCUACAACCUCCGCCGACGACCCAACACCUCAUCAGUACACCAGGCCACCCACUCAAUCCCGCCGAAGCUUACCCGACCAGUCCGCCGACCAACACGCACGGAACGCCACCACUGAUGUACUUACCACGCCGCCGACACACACACCGCCGCCGUAACUCACCCCGCCGUCUACACACCGCGUCCGCAUACCACGCCAACUCGUUUCCCGCCAAAACCGCCGACCCACGCACAGAGCGCCACCUACGACGUCAGCCCGCCGUGACCGCCGGCCCAGCGCUUUCCCCCACGUCCGCACGAACGCCAUAAGUACCGCCGCACGCCAAGCGAACACUCACUCCUGAAGACGGACAGUCAACCUGCCCGAAACGUCGAGUCUCUCUACUACUCAUCAUCUCUACUCGCCGACUCAAGCCAGCAUCUCCUCACUAGCUCUACUACUCAAGCUGUUCUCAACUCAUCAAUCUUUCCUGGUUUACAGUCCUUUUCAGGACUACUUUCAAGAAAGAAUACUCUACUCUCAAAUCUCCACUUUCUCGCCUAUCCAUUUCUUCUCUUCUCCUAUCCACUGUUUCUACAACACUUCACAUGGUGUACCGUAAACCACAU
Messenger RNA from Lytechinus pictus (painted urchin), 2786 nucleotides. RefSeq lists its product as uncharacterized. Lineage: Eukaryota; Metazoa; Echinodermata; Echinoidea; Temnopleuroida; Toxopneustidae. Bases 1 to 2295 code for a protein of 764 amino acids. The record is from RefSeq and is a predicted model, not a curated record. The transcript has a single exon.